Molecule: messenger RNA, 704 nt
Organism: Medicago truncatula (barrel medic)
Lineage: Eukaryota; Viridiplantae; Streptophyta; Magnoliopsida; Fabales; Fabaceae
Exons: 3
Coding region: 142-636 (164 amino acids)
Source: RefSeq, a predicted model, not a curated record
AAUACAUUGCAAACCUGGCCAAAUCUUUAUUCUUAUAUUCCUCCAAUUUUAUAACAUAUUAUGCUUAACUAUUAAAGUUAGGAGUUAAAGAACAAGGUACCUAACAUUAUUUUUUGCAUCAACUUUGAAUUGUAUAGGAAAAUGGUUAGAAACUAUGGUUUCCUUGUAUGUAUUGUUGUCAUUCUCAUGGAUGUUGUUGCUGGCAUACUUGGAAUUCAAGCAGAAAUAGCUCAAAAUAAGGUGAAGGAUUUGAAGAUUUGGGUACUAGAGUGUAGGGACCCAAGCUACCAAGCUUUCAAGCUAGGACUGAGUGCUUCAAUUCUCUUGGUCUUAGCUCAUGCAAUUGCUCACGUACUUGGUGGGUGCAUUUGCAUAAAGUCUAAAGAAGAAUACAAAAGAGCCACAUCCAAUAGACAAUUAGCAAUGGCUUUCCUCAUUUUCUCAUGGAUAGUAUUAGGAGUUGCAUUCUCCAUGCUGAUCAUAGGAACAUUAGCAAACUCAAAAUCAAGAGAAUCUUGUGGGAUAUCAAAUCAUCGGUUUUUAUCCAUUGGAGGGAUUUUAUGUUUCAUUCAUGGAUUGUUUACUGUUGCUUAUUAUGUUUCAGCAACGGCCACAAGAAGGGAAGAAUACAAGUGACAAGGAAAUGUAGUAGACAUUCUUAAUUAUUUUUGUGCGUAAUUGUAUUUUGGUGAUUUUGUGGGUAA